Molecule: messenger RNA, 2576 nt
Organism: Papaver somniferum (opium poppy)
Lineage: Eukaryota; Viridiplantae; Streptophyta; Magnoliopsida; Ranunculales; Papaveraceae
Product: phospholipase A1 PLIP2, chloroplastic-like
Exons: 5
Coding region: 214-2418 (734 amino acids)
Biological process (GO): lipid metabolic process
Molecular function (GO): glycerophospholipid phospholipase A1 activity
Source: RefSeq, a predicted model, not a curated record
UUGAAGAACAACAAUAAAAACCUUUUCUUUUUCUAUAAAUACAGCUCCUCUGUACUUUCUUUCAAUUUCUAAAUUUGGUCGAUAAAUUGUGCGAAUUUCUUAAUUUUGAUUGAUUUUGUAAAGUGGGUUUUUGUUUAUUUCGUACAAUUCGAGGGAAUCGUAUAGAAAGAAAAGUAAUUUGGAAGGAAAAUUUUGAGAAUUUGAGAAUUGAAAAUGGAUGGACUCUGUUUCAAACCAGGAGUUAAUGGGUUUUGUUAUUCAAAUUUACCAUUUAUCAACGGAAAUGAUCCUGUAAGAACACAUUCUACACAGGUUAGUACUUUGGGUCGUUCUGGAAAUGGAGUUUCUGUUGAAAAUUCUGUUGUUUCUACCUCCUCUGCUCAACCUCAGAAAUCAAGAUUUUCAUUUACAAGACCACUUUUGAAAUCUCUUUGGCUGAGUAGUAAUGUUGAAAACAGAGAAGAAGAAGACAAAACAGAGGAGAUUGAUAAUGGUGGCGGGGUUGAAAGAAAGACAGGGGAAGAAGAGAAGGAGAUGAAUGGGAACAGUUGGGUUAUGAAAAUAUUACAUGCACAAUCUGUUUGGAAAGAAGAAGAAUUAGAGAAUAAGAAUGGAAUUGAUGUUUGUGAGAGAGAAAAUGAUCAAAGGGUUGAUUCCGAUGAUGAAAAUGAUUGCUCAUUAUGCAAUGGUGAUGAUGAAGAUGGAGAUGUUUGUGAGGUUGAUGAAGAAGAUGAGAAUAAUGAAAAGGUUGAGUUUGAUAGAGAUUCUUUCUCUAAAUUGCUUCAAAAGGUGUCUUUAGCUGAAGCCAAAGUCUUAGCCAAAAUUUCGUAUUUGGGCAAUUUAGCAUACUCAAUACCCAAGAUCAAGGCUGAAAAUCUUCUUAAACGUCAUAAAUUGCGGUUUGUAACUUCAUCGGUGGAGAAGGAAGCCCAUCCGGCAAAUGUCGAGGAUAAAUCGGGUUCUCCUCAGGUCGAAGAAACGGAAAAACUUGUGGAUGGAAUGGAAGAAACCGAGGAACAACGGAAGAAUAGAUAUCAAAUAAGUGCGUCGGCUGCUUAUCACAUUGCGGCUUCGGCUGCUUCUUACUUGCAAUCUCACACAAGAGGCAUUCUUUCUUUCAAAUCCUCCAAGGAUGGGAAGGAGGAGGUUUCAAUUGGCGAAGGUUUUGAUUCUAAAGGGAAUGCUGAAGUGAGGAGUUCCAAAGCUGCUUCAUUUGUAGCUACGUCAGACUCGGUUACAGCGGGAGUAUCUGCAAAGGAGGAAACAAAGCGAGCGGUUACAAAGGAUUUGAAUUCGGCACAUUCAUCUCCAUGUGCGUGGUUUAUAUGUGAUGAUGAUCGUAGUGCUACGAGAUUCUUUGUCAUUCAGGGUUCAGAAUCAAUGGCUUCUUGGCAAGCAAAUCUACUGUUUGAGCCGGUUCAGUUUGAGGGACUAGAUGUGCUAGUGCACAGAGGAAUCUACGAAGCUGCAAAAGGAAUUUAUGAGCAAAUGUUGCCCGAAGUCCAUGCCCACUUAAAAUCUCAUGGUGAUUCCGCAAGGCUUCGUUUCACCGGGCAUUCACUUGGUGGAAGCUUGGCUUUACUUGUGAAUCUCAUGUUGUUAAUACGCCGUGAAGCACCACUAUCUUCAUUACUUCCUGUCGUAAUGUUUGGUGCGCCAUCUAUCUUGUGUGGGGGAGAUCAGCUUCUUCGGAGGCUAGGCCUUCCUCGUAGUCAUGUUAAAGCUAUUACCAUGCACCGAGACAUUGUACCACGAGCCUUCUCGUGCAGUUAUCCCGAUCGUGUAGCUGAGCUUCUCAGGGCCGUAAAUGGAAAUUUUAGAAAUCAUCCUUGUCUCAAAAAUCGGAAGAUGCUGUAUACACCUAUGGGAGAGAUUCUAAUCUUACAGCCAGAAGAGAAAUUUUCGCCACACCAUGAACUCCUCCCUUCUGGCAGUGGUCUAUACCUUCUAAGCUGUCCUUUGUCGCAUUUGAAAGACAAAGAGAAGCAACUCCGCUCUGCUCAAGCUGUUUUUUUCAACUCGCCGCACCCAUUGGAGAUCCUGAGCGAUCGCGCUGCAUAUGGUUCUGACGGUACAAUCUACAGGGACCAUGACAUGUAUUCCUACUUAAGAUCUGUCCUUGGCGUGAUCCGUCUUGAGCACAACCAAAUCAGGAAGGUCAAAAGAAAAAACCGCCGUGAAGUGUGGUGGCCGAUCGUUACUCCAAAGGAAACCCCUAAUUCUGGCAUAGUGGGUCAUCAAGUGUCAUCAAGUCCCAUGAGCAGGCAACCACUAAACUUUGCUGGUGCCUUUCAAAAUGGGGGGCAGUCAUUGAAGAGGUUCAGUAGAUUAGUUGCAUCACAACACAUGCAGCUAUUCGUUAUUCUCAUGAUCCCAGCUCGAAUGUUGCUGGUCGGAUUGUAUCAUGUAACUAGUUGAACACGGCUCAGACACGCUUGUGGUUAUUAUUAUGCAAGCGUGUCUUUGUCCCCCCCUGUAUAGGUGCAUGAUCUGAAUAGCGGAUGACACUUGAUUCUUUAUUCAAUUGUAAGCUUUACUCAACAUUAAUGAAAAGGGAAAAAUCCACACUUGUUUUA